This is a messenger RNA of Python bivittatus (Burmese python), 3047 nucleotides long. The record is from RefSeq and is a predicted model, not a curated record. Lineage: Eukaryota; Metazoa; Chordata; Lepidosauria; Squamata; Pythonidae.
AAUAAGAGCAGAGAAAUACCGAUGUUUCGCUGCUCUUACCGCCACAAGAAGAAAUCCUGUUGUGAAUAGUCAGACAGUGGAAAAUAUAUGUCAGACAUGGCUGAGUUAUCACCUGAAGAAAUUCAACUGAGAGCCCAUCAAGUUACAGAUGAGUCCUUGGAAAGCACAAGGAGGAUCCUUGGGAUGGCCAUUGAGUCCCAAGAUGCUGGAAUCAAAACAAUUACAAUGCUAGAUGAACAAGGCGAAAAAUUAAACCACAUAGAAGAAGGUAUGGAUCAAAUAAACAAAGACAUGAAAGAAGCUGAAAGGAACUUGACAGAGCUUAAUAAGUGCUGCGGUCUGUGUGUCUGUCCUUGCAAUAGAACAAAGAAUUUUGAGUCUAGUAAAGAAUACAAGAAAACUUGGGGUGAGAACAUUGAGAAUUCAGGUGAUCACGUAGUAUCUACACAACCCGGACGGGCAGGAAAUUACCAACAACAGACCUCAGGAGGACCAGGUGGAGGAUACAUAACACGGGUAACAAAUGAUGCCAGAGAAGAUGAGAUGGAGGAAAACUUAACUCAGGUGGGACACAUCUUGGGAAAUCUGAAAAAUAUGGCCUUGGAUAUGGGCAGUGAGAUCGAUUCACAAAACAGGCAGAUAGACCGGAUAAACGAGAAGGCUGAAACCAACAAAGACCGUAUUGAGCAAGCCAAUGCAAGAGCCAAAAAGCUUAUUGAGAACUGAUAGCCAUUGCCGGUUCUUUAGUCAACUGAAAUCUUUUCUCGGUUUACAAAUACCCUAAACUUCCAAAGAAGAGAAGCAACUGUUCAGAAACUGAAACAAAGCAGGACAUUACUGUAUAUAUACAUAUUUAGUUUAAAAAUCCAGGAAAACAGCACAACAGAAAUGUAGCUUUCUUAUUCAUGUUCAUAUCCUCAGGGCUUCAUUUUUCUUGGUUUUGUUCUUUCUGUGAAAUAGUCUUCCCCUUUUUUUUUCUUUACUCUGCUUGUGGCAACUCAGAGAUGGAGUGCAAGACAACGGAUUAAGGGAAAAAGAGAAUGCACUCACUAGAUUUAAUUACCUCACUUAAUAUUGCAUGUCAUCACUGAAAUGGUGGAUGACUGAUUUUCAUGAAAUGUAUAUAUUUUUAGAAAUUAAGCUGCCCCUACUUUUUCAAAAUAUUUGAUUUCAUUACCAAGCUUUUCAUGAUGAGGAAAAAUGGUAAUGUAUUAUAAAGUAUACUUUAAAGCCAUAACAAUUCUAAUUUGCAUGCAUACUUUUUGUAAACAUACAAAAAGUACAUAUGUGAUAAUAUGCAACUCAAAGAACUUUUAAAUUAUUUCCCACUUUCACCUCCAAAAGAUUGGGCUUUUUGCUACCAGUCCUAAUUUCUUUUGCUUCUUUCACAGAAACUCUGUUGGUUAGUGGAAUUAGGGGAAGGGGCAGCCCACACAGCUCAGCAUGGAGUUUCUGUUACUCUUGAUCAUUUGGAAUCUCAUGAGAUUACAAGGAAUAUAUGCCUUUAUAAAAACAUCCUGAACUUCCACCAUUUUUUUAAAGAAUGUGUAUCCAUAGGUAUUAAUACUGCUGAGAUUGCUCUAUGAAAUCCCUAUGUGGAUCUUUUAAAAUGUUUUAUCAGCAACAUACAAACUUACUUCGUAAAAGUAUUCUUUACAGAAAUGUGUUAUCCCUCUUGGUAUACACAAUCUAUACAAUCUGUAAAAACCUGUAAGUGGGCAGCAUAUUGUGAUUUCAAUAUUUAUUAAAAGCAUUUGGGAGGUUUAAAAAAAUACAUCAAAAUCAGGGCACAAUCUAAGUUUGAAUGAAAUCAAAAGCCAUCUGCUUCUUAGUGAUGUUAAUAACAAUACUGUUUCAUAUUUUCUAUCUGGAAUAUACAAACAUUCUCACUCAUUCUUUUCAAAGAAAUCAGUUUCAAGCACAACUUUGCUUUAUUGUUAUGAAAAUUAAUCUGAAUUUGAUCCAAUUCACAAUUUUUUUAAGCGGUAUGGUUCUCCAGACACUACCAAUUGUGAUCUAUUGAAUUUGAAUUACUACUUGUCAAGUUUCCUUUUUAAAAAAUGUUGGCAUGUAGCAGAACUAAGGAUCCAAGGGAAGCCACCAUGUAUCACUUCUAAUAAACUGCAUGCGGUUGAAUGGGUCACGUUGUAUGUUUGCUGUAGUAAGUGCUUGGCCUAGCGUCUACUUGAGUUUGCUCCCAUUUCAGGAUUAAGGUUCUUGAGUUGGAUCUUCUGUCAUAUGUCUAUAGAAAUGACUUAAAUUGCAAAUCUGCUAAUGCCCAAUCUUUCUCAAGAAAGCUUUAAUUACUUUCUAAUUAAGAAUCCACCAAACUGUUGGUUUAUUCAACAGCACGAUAUUUAAUAGAUCUUGCAUUUUAUUCAACUUGAGGCUAGAAAAUUCUUCUACCUUGGAUAUUUUGCUGCAAAUCAAAGGAUUUAGCUGCAACCAUCUAGAUACUAUAAAGAAGCUCAAAACAAGUUUCCUUAUUGUACUGUGAUUGUUCUUAAAUAAGAAUUCCUUCAUGGCUUGCUUCUAUACACAUUUCCAACUGAGUGUUUUAACUAAGUUUUAUUCUAGAACUUAGUCUUCCAUAUAACUUCUUGGGAACAACAGCAUGGUGGAGUUGUAGCAUAGUUUAAAACUGAGCACUUCCCUCUCAAAUUACGUUGUUUAUUAAUAUUGAAACAAAUUACAGGAUUUGAAUGGAAAUUCCUCCAGGAGCUCUAUAUGUUACUUUAAUUUUUUUCUAGUAAUGUUUUAUGAAGCUCUAAUUAGUUGAGAUGCUGAGUGAAAUGUUGCUCUCUAACAUUUCAUCACUAGACUCUAUAGGAACCAUGAACACCUGUUUAGUAAUAUUAAAAAACACUUGAAAAUUGAUUCCAUUGUCAUCUGGUAUUACAAUUUGUGCAGAACGAUAUUAAAUGUCUUACAGCUUAAUAUCACAACACAAACAGUACAAGAGUCUGUUUUCAGCUGUAAUGUAAACGAAUACCCAAGAUGUCCUUUCUUAUACUUGCUGGGCUGAAUAAAUAUAAUUUAUAAAUCUU